GGGCGCUCAGUUCAAAACAAAAAGUUCCAACAGACGGAUAACCGCUAACGAGAAAAAUAAACUAUAAUUUCACAAAAUAUUUUGCAAAUAGAAUCAUUUAAAGAAUUACUUAAAAGUAACCAGAUAUUUCAUCAUAAAAUAAAAGACAAGAUGCGUUCCCUACCAAUGUUCCUGCGUAUGGCGGAGGAGAUGACCCGCAUGCCACGCAUCUCUUCGCCAUUCCACGCCUUCUUCCACGAGCCACCGGUCUGGAGUGUGGCUCUUCCCAGGAACUGGCAGCAGAUCGCCCGCUGGCAGGAGCAGGAGUUCGCUCCGCCGGCCACCGUCAGCAAGGAGGGCUACAAGCUAACCCUGGACGUCAAGGACUACAACGAGCUGAACGUUAAGGUCCUGGACGAGAGUGUUGUCCUGGUGGAGGGCAAGUCCGAACAAAAGGAUGGCGAUAAUGGAGGCUUCAGCUCCCGUCACUUUCUACGCCGUUUCGUCCUGCCGGAGGGAUACGAGGCUGAUAAAGUAACCUCCAGCCUGAGCAGCGACGGUGUCCUAACCAUCAAUGUGCCCAACCCACCGGCUGUCCAGGAGGCUCUCAAAGAACGUGUGGUUCCCAUCGAGAAGACCGGCGAGCCGGCCAAGAAAUUGGAGGUCGAGUCCAACUCGGAGACCACCAAGCAGUGAGGAGGAUGCAGCCGUACUGGAUGAACUUAAAUAUAUGC
Messenger RNA from Drosophila bipectinata, 713 nucleotides. It is a transcript of the gene Hsp22, whose product is annotated as Heat shock protein 22. Gene Ontology annotation, biological process: protein refolding; response to heat. Gene Ontology annotation, cellular component: cytoplasm; nucleus. Lineage: Eukaryota; Metazoa; Arthropoda; Insecta; Diptera; Drosophilidae. The record is from RefSeq and is a predicted model, not a curated record.